AUGCCGGCCAUGGCCCUGAGACGGAUAUCAGCCUUACCCCGCCGUACUACUACUACUACUACUACUCCUACUUCCACCACAGCGUCUACGUCCGCCAUGUCUCGGAAACUGUUCCAUACCACCCCUACGACCAAAAAUACCACUACCUUUCCCGAAGUUCCUGUAGAGCUGGAAUCUCAAGCACCGAGUAUUGGAAGGUCGCCGGUGAUAAAGCCUUUGGCGCGUAGGCCCAGGAACGCCCGGAACACGAGAUGGACUCCAGAGCUGGACGAGAAACUCCUCGAGCUUCGAAAGGGGAACCGGACUUGGGAAGCCAUCAGUCUUGCCAUGGGCCGUUCGACCUCUGCCUGUGCAGAUCGGUACUACACAGCUCUGGACCCAGCACUACGCAAUUGGACACCGGCCAUGUUUGCGAAACUGAACCAGAUGGUCGAGGAUGGCGAGAAAUGGUCCGAUAUCGCGGUCGCGUUGAAUGCCAAGAUUGUGGCGUGUCAGAAUCAGUGGCGGACGCUGGGGAAUGGGAAAUAUAGGAUCAAGGGGAUCUUUAUGACGUCGCAGUCCUUGUCGUGGACGCCCUACGAGAUGGAGGCUUUCUGGGCGGCCUGGAUUCGGUUGAGCGAGGAGGCUUAUCAGGAUGAUUUGGGACACAAGUUGGAUUGGGAGGAGUUUUCGGCAGAGGUCAAGACAAAGUCGCCGAUCGAGUGUCGGAAGGCGUUCAAGUUGUUGGUUAACCAUGCUCUCAAAGAUGCACCUGGAUGGGUUAAGCUGGAGACGGUUAGUUAUGUCUCGGAGACGACCAAGGUUGCCCGGGCCCGGAAACACCUUGAACUCAAGGAGAAGAAUCUGAAGAAUGCGGCAGUAGCAGGAAGAGAGGCUCUGAAUUUGGACGACGAGGAUCUGGAAGAUGACGAUGAUGAUGAGAUGACUACUGAUGAUGCUACAAGAGGAACAAGAAACACACCACAACAGUUGAUUGCCUGGACGGACGAGGAGCACAAGGCACUUUUUGAGGCUGUGGAGCGGUAUGGAUUGUUCUCUGGCUGGACAAAGAUCAGGAAUGAAGUCAAACCUGAUGCAAAUGACGAGGAUGUUGAGACCGAGUACUAUCAUGUGAGCGGAAUCCAGGAGAGGCCGAACGAUAGUGACAUUGUUGAGAUUGUGCCAGUGCAGAAAGGGACAAUGAUCCAUGGCGAGUGGACAGUCAAGGAAGCUGCACGGUUGAGUCAGGUCCUGACGAAGUACAGUCAUAUGCCCAUUUGGGCUGAAAGAGCCGAGGAGAUAGGGGUUUCACCGACUGAAGAGGAUUACGAGAUCUUGUUCAAGAACAACAGGGAGCAUCCGAUCAAGCGACUGAGCAAGAAGGAGUUGAAGGCGCUGGAGGCUCCGAAGGAUGGAAGACGGAGAGUCAGAGGGCGGGGCAAGAAGUUCCUCCUCAAGGAGGUUGAAGAUCCCGCUAGACCUGGCGCCGGGAUUGCAACAACACCAGCAGUACGGGAGCCAGUCCGCAGAACGGAGGAGACCAUCACCCCGACCACUAAAACUACCCAUCAAAAUUCUGACAACAACAACGACGAUGAAGAACCCAACGAGCAAAGAACGGAACUCCUGUGGAACGCCGACCGGACGCUACGCCUCCGCCGCCUUGUAGGCCAACAGCAACUCCAAGAACGCUCAGGUCACGCUAUCGACUGGUCCUGGAUCGCAGAACAUAUCGGCCCUGGAUUCAACGCCAGCACCUGUAUCACCAAAUGGCAGUCUCUCCCCGAACACUCCUCCAUCAAGGUCGAACCGGCCCGGUUCUGGGACCUGGCAGAUAUCCGGUUACUGGAACAAGGGAUCCUGGCACACGGCAACCAAUGGGUUUUUAUCCAGCGCGACUUCCUCCCUGAACGGACAACAGACUCUAUCCGCCGUAAAGUCAGUAACUUGCAAAAGAAGCACGAGCAUCUGAUCGUGGACGUCCGUGCGACCGCCGUAGCAUUGAAGGGGAAAUACCCGGAUUUGGAUGUCGAGGAAACAGUCAAGAAUGCGAUUCUUGCCGAUGAGAGCUGUACCCUGUGGGGCCGGCUUAAUGAUCUGUUGAAGCAGUACCGGGAAAACCCUAGGCACGGCCCCAACGGUCCUAGAAGGCGUGAGUCCUCAACGGAGGUGUAG
Linnemannia hyalina is the source of this 2154-nucleotide messenger RNA. The record is from the annotation of a GenBank genome assembly. NCBI's taxonomy places the organism in Eukaryota, Fungi, Mortierellomycota, Mortierellomycetes, Mortierellales, Mortierellaceae.